This is a messenger RNA of Caenorhabditis remanei, 1128 nucleotides long. RefSeq lists its product as uncharacterized. The transcript is spliced from 6 exons. The record is from RefSeq and is a predicted model, not a curated record. The coding region runs from base 1 to 1128 and encodes 375 amino acids. NCBI's taxonomy places the organism in Eukaryota, Metazoa, Nematoda, Chromadorea, Rhabditida, Rhabditidae. Gene Ontology annotation, biological process: innate immune response.
AUGCUUUGGACAGUGUUACUACUGGUCUUGGCUACCACCACGCCCACACAAUCCCAGAUAGUCACCGAUAGAUCUUGUGGAAAUGACUUGUCUCGACUAUGGCUCGAUAUUGUUUUUGUGGUGGAUAACUCUAAAAAUAUGAAUAUGUACAAAGUGUUCGACACGAUCUCCAGUUUAUUCAGUCCAUAUGUUCAAAUUGGAACCGGUUAUGAUGAUCCGAGAAGUACCAGAGUCGGAUUUAUCACUUAUAAUUGGAAUGCAACGGAUGUCGCCGACUUCUACAAACUCCAAUCAUACUCCGAUUUAAGCAACCAAAUCCAACAACUCAGUACUACUCCCCUAUCACGUAGAGAUGAGACUUAUAUUGAUACCGGACUGGCUGCAGCUAUCCGAAUGGUCAACGCCACUCAAGGUCUAAGAGAUAAUUAUAAGAAAGUGGUAGUGUUUUUCACGUCGCAAUAUAACUACUACAACACGUACCCGGAAGAUCAAGCCAAAUUGCUGAAGUCCUGGGGGGCUACACUGAUUACUGUAAAUACUGGAGGGGAUGAUAACACUCAAGAGAACUUGCAUGAUAAGAUUGCAAGUAAAGGAAUGGCGUUCAUGAUGUCCGAUGGGAAUACUACACAGGGGUUGCAGAGGGCGUUGUUAGCUACCAACUGUUUCUGCCGCCCGGAUUGGUACCAAUAUCACUACCCACUGAAAUCCACUGAUAUCUUCUCUAACUAUGGAGUCUGUGUGUACAGACCUGCGGUGGCUAUGAACAGAAUCAGUGCUCAGAAUUAUUGUCACACAUUGACAGAUACCAGUUAUCUGGUUAGUGAGCUGGAUCAACAAAAGAGAUCUUUCAAUUGGGAAUAUCUCAACUCCAAGGGAAGCGACCCAACGCACGCCUUUUAUAAUGGACUCACUAGCUUCAAUGGUUCUUGGUGGUGGGAUCAACCAAAUGGAAUGCCCAUGUGGCCACUGAGCCCUUAUUCGGGGGCAGCACCACAACGUGCUGGAUGUGUGGCUGAUAUGAAGUACUCAGAUGGCACGUAUUCGUGGACUCCAAUAAGUUGCACAAACUUGUUUAGGUUUUUGUGUGAAAGUGUUGCUUGUGAUACGGAUAAUUAUUGUGAAUUUUAA